AUGAUCAUAGUAUCAGCUAGAUUAACAAAAAAAACUGAAUCUAUUCUUAAACAAACAACUACUAACAAUAUUCUACCAAAUCUUGAUGAUUAUUAUAAAUCUCCACAAAGAUCAGAAGUUUCAGAUGAUAUUUCACAAAAAUUAAAAUAUUCAAGUCAAAUUGCUAAAAAAAGUAAUCACCCUCAUAAGCCUUCUUCACAAAGAUUGGAUGUUUUAGAUGAUGAUAAUACUAUUUUUCCAGAUCUUGACAAUAGUUUCAUCUAUAAAUUUUCACAGAAAUGUCAAAUUACCAAAAAUACUCAUAAGUCUUCUCAAAGGUUGGAAAUUUUAAAUGAAGAUUAUAAUAAUGUUUUGCAAGAUUUUGACAAUAGUUUCAUCUAUAAAUCUUCACAAAAAUCCAAAUCUUUAGAUGAAAUCACUAAAAAAAGUAAUCAUGCUCAUAAGUCUUCUUCACAAAUAUUGGAAGUUUUAGAUGAUGAUGAUAAUAUUUUUUCAGAUCCUGAUAAUGAUUUAAUCUGUGAUUAUUCACAGAAACCAAAAUCCUUAGAUGAAAUUAUUGGCAAUUCAUUAGUCAGUAAAACAUCAAGUUUUAUGCACCAUCAAUCAAGGAAUUGUGAAAAUUUCAAGUAUGAAGAAUCGUCAUUGCCUUCUUAUUUCCAUCAUCAUUGUAUACUUUUUCAAAGUUCAAACAUAAAGUGUUAUGGAGUGGAAGUCUCUAUAAAAAUGAUCCAAAAUUAG
Messenger RNA from Entrophospora sp. SA101, 738 nucleotides. NCBI's taxonomy places the organism in Eukaryota, Fungi, Glomeromycota, Glomeromycetes, Entrophosporales, Entrophosporaceae. The record is from the annotation of a GenBank genome assembly.